UACAUUCCACCAGUUGUCAGCCGGCAACGGCACAUUUUUGUUUUAAAUAGCCGUUCUCUGCAAGAGGUACACACUCGUUGGUUUCGUUACUCCCGAUCCAAGUGCGCUGCUGUUGGGCUUCUCCCGUAGCUGCGACUUAUCAAAGUUUCAAUCGCUCAGCCUCAGGCCAAUCCAUUUCCAUCACCGGCAGACUAGAUUGUGUGACCGACACAGGAAACAGCGAAACAGCAUGUCGAAGCCACAGUACAAAGUUGCUGACAUCAGUCUGGCCGACUUCGGUCGCAAAGAAAUCAUGCUCGCCGAAAACGAGAUGCCCGGGUUGAUGGCCUGCCGGCAGAAAUAUGGCGCGCAGAAGAUUCUGAAGGGCGCCAAAAUCGCCGGAUGUCUGCAUAUGACCAUCCAGACGGCGGUACUCAUUGAAACGCUAGUCGAGCUGGGAGCGGAGGUCCAAUGGAGCAGCUGUAACAUUUUCAGUACGCAGGACCACGCGGCGGCUGCCAUCGCGAAGGCCGGUGUUCCCGUGUACGCAUGGAAGGGCGAAACUGAUGAGGAGUAUCUGUGGUGCAUUCGGCAGACGCUGGUCUUCCCGGACGGUCAGCCCCUGAACAUGAUUCUGGACGAUGGUGGCGAUCUGACCAAUCUCGUGCACACCGAGUAUCCGCAGUAUUUGCCCGGGAUUCGGGGCGUCAGCGAAGAGACCACAACCGGAGUGCACAAUCUGUACAAAAUGAUGAAGGAGGGCAAGCUGGGCGUUCCGGCGAUUAAUGUGAACGAUUCCGUCACCAAGAGUAAGUUCGAUAACCUCUACGGAUGUCGGGAAUCGUUGCUGGAUGGGAUCAAGCGGGCGACGGAUGUUAUGAUUGCGGGGAAAGUUUGCGUCGUUGCGGGAUACGGCGAUGUUGGCAAGGGUUGCGCCCAGGCCUUGAAGGGAUUCGGUGGCCGAGUGCUGGUUACGGAAAUUGACCCGAUAAACGCGCUCCAGGCUGCGAUGGAAGGGUACGAGGUUACAACGAUGGAGGAAGCUAGCAAGGAGGCGCAAAUCUUUGUGACCACUACCGGCUGCACCGACAUCAUUAUGGGGGAACACUUUAUGAAUAUGAAGGACGAUUCGAUUGUGUGCAAUAUUGGGCAUUUUGAUUGUGAAGUCAAUGUUGCCUGGCUUGAGCAAAAUGCCAAGGAGAAGGUCAAUAUCAAGCCACAGGUGGAUCGCUAUCUGCUGCCGAGCGGUAAUCACGUUAUUCUGCUGGCCGAGGGGCGCCUCGUAAAUUUGGGCUGUGCCACCGGUCAUUCUAGCUUCGUGAUGUCGAACUCCUUCACCAACCAGACUUUGGCUCAGAUCGAGUUGUGGACCAAACCGGAGGACUACAAGGUUGGCGUUCACGUGCUACCGAAGAGGCUGGAUGAGGAGGUGGCAGCGCUGCAUCUCGACAAGCUUGGCGUUAAGCUGACCAAGCUGACACAGAAACAGUCGGAUUACCUCAAUCUGCCAGUCGAGGGACCGUACAAACCGGAUCACUACCGGUACUAAAACGUGUGCUAUUGAGUGAUACAUUUUAUUGGGAACCUAAUAAACAUAUUUUACGCCAACGAUAUAA
Messenger RNA from Toxorhynchites rutilus septentrionalis, 1595 nucleotides. It is a transcript of the gene Ahcy, whose product is annotated as adenosylhomocysteinase. The record is from RefSeq and is a predicted model, not a curated record. Gene Ontology annotation, cellular component: cytosol. The coding region runs from base 230 to 1528 and encodes 432 amino acids. NCBI's taxonomy places the organism in Eukaryota, Metazoa, Arthropoda, Insecta, Diptera, Culicidae. The transcript is spliced from 4 exons. Gene Ontology annotation, biological process: L-methionine cycle. Gene Ontology annotation, molecular function: adenosylhomocysteinase activity.